GCAUUUACCAAUGCUAUUUUAAAACAAAAUAAAUUUUGAGAUCCCGUGUAUUGAGUGGGAUACAUUUAAAAACAAUAUAAUUCAGACAUAAUAUUUAGUUUCUAAUAAACAUGAAUACUGUAAAAAGAGUUGGAUUGAUGCAUAAACAAUUGAUACAGCAGUUGCCUCGAUUGUCUCCAAUAUUAAUGCAAAAUCGUUUCUACUCAAGACCUACAAGUUUCCCAGACUAUUUUCAAAAUCCAAUUUUUAGAAAGGAGGAUCAAGCAAGCCUAAUUGAAAAUAAUGAGCUCAGUAAAAUAGCAGCCAUACCUGUGAAGCCACCAACUGUGUCUGAAACUUCCUCUGUGUAUUAUGAUCCAUUGGUUAAUAAAGUAAUUAAUCAUGUUAUGAAAAUGGGGAAUAAAAAAUUAGCUAGAAGCCUUGUUGAGAAAUCAUUUGAAAAUUUAAAAAGGAUACAGAUUGAAAGGUACCACCUUGCAAAAACACCAGAAGAAAAGGCUAAAAUAGAAUUAGAUCCUAAAGAAAUACUUCAUAGAGCUAUUGAAAAUUCAAAACCUUUACUUCAAUUGCUACCUAUUAAAAGGGGCGGCAUAACUUACCAGGUCCCUGGGCCAAUAACAGAGAAGAGAUCUUUAUUCCUGGCUAUUAAAUGGUUGUUAGAAGCUACAAACGACAAAGAAAGGACAGUUCACUUUCCAGAACAAUUUGCAUGGGAGUUAUUAGAUGCCGCGAACAAUUCUGGCAAAGUGGUUAAAAGAAAACAAGAUCUGCACAGGCAGUGUGAGGCAAACAGAGCUUAUGCGCAUUAUAGGUGGCAAUAGUUUAUUAUUAGUAUAUAUAGGUUUAAAAAUUGUAGUAAGACUUGUACAUUGUAAUAAAUUAUGAUUAUAGUA
This is a messenger RNA of Zerene cesonia (dogface butterfly), 893 nucleotides long. It is a transcript of the gene mRpS7, whose product is annotated as 28S ribosomal protein S7, mitochondrial. Lineage: Eukaryota; Metazoa; Arthropoda; Insecta; Lepidoptera; Pieridae. Gene Ontology annotation, molecular function: rRNA binding; structural constituent of ribosome; mRNA binding. Gene Ontology annotation, cellular component: ribosome. The record is from RefSeq and is a predicted model, not a curated record. Bases 111 to 821 code for a protein of 236 amino acids. Gene Ontology annotation, biological process: ribosomal small subunit assembly; translation. The transcript is spliced from 4 exons.